AUGGUUUAUGAUUUAAUCGUUAUUGGAGGAGGAAGUGGGGGUAUGGCAGCUGCUAGAAGAGCCGCCAGAAAUAAGGCAAAAGUUGCUUUGGUUGAAAAAUCCUAUUUAGGAGGAACAUGCGUAAAUGUAGGAUGUGUUCCAAAAAAGAUAAUGUUUAACGCCGCAUCAAUUCAUGACAUUUUACAAAACUCAAGACACUACGGAUUUGAUACCAGAUUUACAUUCAAUCUUCCACAAUUAGUAGAAAGAAGAGAUAAAUAUAUCAGAAGAUUAAAUGAUAUAUAUCGAAAUAAUUUAAAGAAUGAUAAUGUUGAGGUUUAUGAGGGAACUGCUAGUCUUAUAAAUGAACGUAAAGUUCUUAUAAAAAGUAAAAACAAAUCAGAAGAUGAUGAAAAAAAUCAUGAAAUAAUAGAAGGAAAAAAUAUAUUAAUAGCAGUUGGAAAUACGCCAGUUUUCCCAACAGUUAAAGGUGUCGAACAUACAAUUUCGAGUGAUGAAUUUUUUGAUAUCAAAGAAGCUAAAAGAAUAGGAAUAAUUGGAGGUGGAUAUAUAGCUGUUGAAUUAAUUAAUGUAAUAAAAAGAUUAGGAAUAGAAUCAUAUAUUUUUGCAAGAGGAAAAAGAUUGUUAAGAAAAUUUGAUGAAUCUAUUGUAAAUGAAUUAGAAAAUGAUAUGAAAAAAAAUAAUAUAAAUAUUAUAACAAUGGCAAAUGUAGAAGAAAUAGAAAAAGUUCAUGAUAAAAAUUUAACAAUAUAUUUAAAUGAUGGACGAAAAUUUGAGCAUCUUGACUAUGUAAUAUAUUGUGUUGGUAGAUCUCCAAAUACAAAAAAUUUAAAUUUAGAAAAGUUAAAUAUUACAACAAAAAAUGAUUAUAUUAUUGUUGAUGAUAAUCAAAGAACAAAUUUGAAAAAUAUUUUUGCAGUUGGUGAUUGUUGUAUGGUUAAAAAAGGAAAGGAACUUGAAGAUUUAAAUUUAUUAAAAUUAUAUGAUGAACAAAUAUAUAUAAAUAAUAAAAAAAAUGAUACAGAAGAUUCAUUUUACAAUGUUCAACUAACACCAGUUGCUAUAAAUGCAGGUCGAUUAUUAGCUGAUAGAAUUUUUUUAAAUAAAACAAGAAAAACAAAUUAUAGUCUUAUUCCAACAGUUAUAUUUUCACACCCACCUAUAGGUACAAUAGGUUUAUCAGAAGAAGAAGCAAUAAAUAUAUAUGGAAAAGAAAAUGUUAAAAUAUAUGAAUCCAAAUUUACAAACUUAUUUUUUUCUGUAUAUGAUAUAGAACCAAGUCAAAAAGAAAAAACUUAUAUUAAAUUAGUAUGUGUUGGAAAAGAAGAGCUAAUUAAAGGGUUACAUAUAAUAGGGUUAAAUGCGGAUGAAAUCAUACAAGGUUUUGCAGUAGCAUUAAAAAUGAAUGCAACCAAAAAAGAUUUUGAUGAGACAAUUCCAAUUCAUCCAACAGCUGCUGAAGAACUUGUAACUUUACAUCCAUGGAUGAAAUAA
Molecule: messenger RNA, 1494 nt
Organism: Plasmodium yoelii
Lineage: Eukaryota; Apicomplexa; Aconoidasida; Haemosporida; Plasmodiidae
Product: glutathione reductase, putative
Exons: 3
Coding region: 1-1494 (497 amino acids)
Biological process (GO): cellular response to oxidative stress; glutathione metabolic process; cell redox homeostasis
Cellular component (GO): mitochondrion; cytosol
Molecular function (GO): flavin adenine dinucleotide binding; glutathione-disulfide reductase (NADPH) activity
Source: RefSeq, a predicted model, not a curated record